Heterocephalus glaber (naked mole-rat) is the source of this 1589-nucleotide messenger RNA. RefSeq lists its product as hypothetical. The record is from RefSeq and is a predicted model, not a curated record. NCBI's taxonomy places the organism in Eukaryota, Metazoa, Chordata, Mammalia, Rodentia, Bathyergidae. Gene Ontology annotation, molecular function: methyltransferase activity.
GCGUUCCUCCGGCUUCUUUCAUGAAAGAGCUUGGAAAGGUGUUUCUUUCCAUGAUGGGUUUUGGCUUCAGUUUUCUAACAGCUGAGUAACUGCGGCAGCACAAUUAGUAGUAAAAUAGGCUCUCCUGAGACGCAGUCUUGGGAAGAAAUCAGGCCUAGAGGAGCCACCUUAAGAAAAAGUAAUUUAGAUGCACGCCCACUGGGAACUCCAGGAGGAGGCGGAGCUUGGGCCCCAGAAAGGCGGGGUCCAUGCUGAGCGGAGUAGACUGUCCCGAAGUGACUAUUUACACGUGCGCAAUGCGAACUUCCCAGCUGCCGUGGGUCAGUGCAAUAUGGACUUUCGCUCCGCGCAGCGAGCAAUACUUCAGUUGCUAGACGCUGUGGCUCCGGCAGAUCGACCGGCGCUGCUGAGCUGGAUGCGAACCACGCGGGAUUUUGAUGAAUUCACACAAGAUAAUAAUGAAGUUAUAUUGAAAAACAUAGCAGAUGACCUUCGGAAUUGCUUACCUCUAGAAACCAUGCUUGCCUCAGAACCUGUAGCUCUUCAAAAAAUACAGCAGCAGCCAGAACCCACAGUUCACAUUGAUGCAUUCCUUUACGAUGAAGACUUUAUUGAUUCAUUGUGUGAGGAAGGAAGAAUGAGCAGAAACUACUGUACAGUGUGUGGCUCGCACCAGACAGCACCUUUAGGCUUUAUUUCUCAUUCCUUCUCCCUCGUGGAAUUGAAGUUCAUUUAUCAUCACGUGCUCCCUGAUCUGUUGGGAAAGGUCUUGGUUGAUGUUGGCUCCAGACUUGGCACAGUCCUUUAUGGGGGUUACCUUUAUAGUUCAGCACUGCAGCUGUAUGGAGUAGAACUGAAUGGAGACUUUUGCCAGUUACAGGAAAUGGUCAUUAAAAAAUAUCAUUUUAGUGACAGAAUAAAGGUGGUCCAUGCAGACAUCUGUACCCAGGGUUCACUUCUGUACAAUGCUGAUGUUGUUAUAAUGAAUAAUGUCUUUGAAUAUUUUCUUAAGGAGACAGAACAGGCCAGCACCUGGGAGUAUAUCAGCUGUAACCUAAGGAAGCCGGGAUCAUUGCUAGUGACAGUACCAAGUCUUGAAGACUCUCUCUCAGGUCUUCAGACUAAUAUACAGUUAUCCUCCUGGGUUGAAGAGGUACCACUGAACUAUGAUGUCUACCCACAAAAGGAUAUUGACAAAGAAGCUCUUAAACAAAUUCAUUUAUAUAAGAUUCUCUAGCACUAAAAUAAUCCUCCCUACUGUAAUGUUUUGUUGAGUAUAUUACAAAAUGAAAAAGAAGCCUCGUACGGUAGCACAUAACUAUAAUCCCAGCACUUGGGAGGCUGAGGCAGGAGGAUCACCAUGAGUCUGAGAACAGCCUGGCUACAUAGUGAGUUCAAGGCCAGCAUGGACUACAUAGUGAGACCCUGUCUCAAAAAGAAAAAAGAAACAUCCCUAAUAUUCUAAUACAUAUUUUUCUGUGUAUUCCCUUUCAAAUUUGGUAUAUGUGAUUGGACAUUUGUGAAUAGUUGUAUAUGUUUAUAUACAACUUUGUUCUGCUUUGUGUGAUAAUUAAAAUAUUCAUAUGAAA